AUGUCUUCGCAACCCCAGAAGCGAAAGCACAAAACAUUAACAAUUAAAGAAAAAAAUGAUAUUUUGGAACGCUUAAAUCGUAAUGAAUCUUUCAGUAGUUUGGCGAGUGAAUACGGCGUAGGCCGUUCAACAAUUUAUGACAUUAAAAAGAACCGCGAAAAUAUUCAAAAAUUUAUGUCAACCACUGACUGUGGGCCAGGCAAAAGGCAGACACUCAAGAAAGCUAAACAUCCAGAGGUGGAAGAAGCUUUGUAUAUGUGGUUUCGUCAGGAAAGAAACAAGCAUACGCCUAUUUCUGAGCCCAUAUUGGCCACGAAAGCUAAGUUUUUUUACAAGGAGAUAACAAAAAAGGACGACUUUUUGGCUAGCAAGGGAUGGUUGGAACGCUUCAAAAAUCGUUAUGGAAUACGUUUGAUGGCUAUAACGGGAGAAAAUCUUUCUAAUGAUACAUCCUGCAUAGAGCUAUUUAAAUUGAGAUUUUUUCAAAAAGUGAAAGAUUUAGAUCUUUGCCCUUCACAGGUAUACAAUGCAGAUGAAUCAGGGCUUUUCUGGCGUGUAAUACCUAGCAAAACGUUUGUUUCAUAUAACGAUAAUUCUGUACCCAUACGUAAGGUGAUUAAAGAACGUGUAACCAUAUUACCAUGUGCUAACGCUGCGGGUACACACGCGCUAAAGAUGGCGGUCAUUGGAAAAUCUAAUAAACCACGUGCAUUCAAAAACAUUGAUAUACCUGUACACUAUUAUGGACAAAAAAGUGCGUGGAUGACAAAAGACCUUUUCAAAAAGUGGUUUGACGAAUGCUUCGUGCCUGAAGUUAGAAAAUGGUUGAAAGAUCAUAAUCUUGCUCAAAAGGCGUUAUUGCUUCUUGAUAACGGUCCCGGCCAUCCGUCUGAAGAAGAACUGACAACAAACGAUAAAUUCAUCACUGCCAUGUUUAUUCCACCAAACUGCACUGCUCUGUUACAACCAAUGGAACAGCAUAUCAUUCAGUUUGUCAAACAAGACUACAAGAAGAACCUGCUACUGAGAGCCAUAUCAAAAGACCAGCCUAUUGAAACGACAUUAAAAGAAUUCAAUAUGAAAGACUUUGUUUUUGCUCUUUGUCAAUCCUGGAAUGCAUUGCCCCCAUCGACCAUUACAUCGUCAUGGAAAAACUUGUGGCCAGAUAUUGUCACCACUCCUGAUAGCGAUCCACAAAUCAGAGUUAAUUCGGAAGUAAUAGAGCAAGUUGCUGUCGAAACGCAAAUAAGUUCACAAGAUUUGGAAAUCUGGAUCCAUGGAAUCGAUAAAGAGGAAAAUGUAUUUCAUGAAAUGUCCGACGAAGAGAUUAUAAAUCAGGUUUCUAGUUCUACGAUAAUAAAUAAAGAAGAUGAUGACGAUGUGAUUGAAACUACUCCGCAAGUGGCAGCACAAGAUGCGAUCAACGCAUUUGAGCUGGGUUUGCAAUGGGCUGAAGAGAAUGGUGCAUCCUGUGAUGAACUUUUACUUUUGAGAAGAUUGAGAGACAAGGCUCUAGUCUCGCGUUUUAACAAUGUAAAACAACCGACAAUUUAUAAAUAUUUUCAUGCUUCAUAA
This is a messenger RNA of Parnassius apollo (apollo), 1575 nucleotides long. The record is from the annotation of a GenBank genome assembly. NCBI's taxonomy places the organism in Eukaryota, Metazoa, Arthropoda, Insecta, Lepidoptera, Papilionidae.